Messenger RNA from Cyclopterus lumpus (lumpfish), 7525 nucleotides. It is a transcript of the gene uhmk1, whose product is annotated as U2AF homology motif (UHM) kinase 1. Gene Ontology annotation, biological process: positive regulation of translational initiation; peptidyl-serine phosphorylation; regulation of protein export from nucleus. The record is from RefSeq and is a predicted model, not a curated record. The transcript has 9 exons. NCBI's taxonomy places the organism in Eukaryota, Metazoa, Chordata, Actinopteri, Perciformes, Cyclopteridae. Gene Ontology annotation, molecular function: protein serine/threonine kinase activity; RNA binding; ATP binding. Gene Ontology annotation, cellular component: neuronal ribonucleoprotein granule; nucleus. Bases 1150 to 2472 code for a protein of 440 amino acids.
GGCCUGCUGAACCUGCUGCCACAGCGACCCGACCCCGGAUAAGCGGGUGAUAAUGGAUGGAUGGAUAGAUGGUUUGUGUCAGGUUAAGGAGAUUGUUAGGUUUAAUAACUCAGGGCCACUGUGUUCUAGAUCUUGGUUUGAUCAGUUUUAACACAAGUUUUUAAGUAAUUCAUAGAUUGCAAUAGAGGAUGCUUGUUGAUACCAUGGCUAACAUUUUAAUCUCCGAUCAAUGAAAGCAGCCAAAAUUGAAGAAAAAAAACAACAUCUUGAUGGCUUGAAAAUAGUUUUUUGCUGUUUUGGUUUUGUGGCACAAUAUGGCAUUCACUACAUGGCUGAGGUCUUGUUGUCUCAACAUGAUCAUAUGUAUAUAGUAUAGGAUAGGAUCGAGUAUUUUACCUGUAUAUAUUAUACAUAUAAUGUGCAUUAGUUACCACAUAAAUGUAAGCCAUAGUCACACGUGAGCAGGCACACACAAUACAUGUAGAUAGAAAAAGCAGCUUUGUGUGUUUCAUUUUCUCAAAGAAACAGAGCAAGCGGAGUUUGAAUAGAAGACAAUUUCAUGUGUAAAACCCUGAAAGGAAGAGAAACAAAUGUUAAGGUGUUGAUGGAAACAACAUAUAUUGUGAGCAUCCUCACCGCCAGGGGGCAGACUGCGGGAAAAGAUGCACCGCAAAUCUACAGGGAGGAAAACAGACCCGGAAGUAAGAUUAAUAACAACAACCUGAGUAGCAACUUGGGCGAAACUUGACUGCAGUCAAAACAUUUUAUUAUUUUUUUUUUUUUUAGUUUAUUGUAUUCGAUACAGAUUCCAUAUUAUGAGGGAGCAUUUAGCGACGUGGUUUGCGUUUGUGCUGAAACUCAACGGCUAGUUUAGUUUAGCUACGUGAGCUAACUUGUUAUCCGAUUAGCGUGACUUCCUUCUGACCCAGUAAGCUAACGGUGUCAUGCUGCGCUCAGGUACUGUGGUCACAGGGCUGCGGGUGUAGCGGGCCUGUCUGUCCGCUGUCACGUCCUGGUAGUUUGUAUGUGGCGCUGACGAAGCCCCGCUUUGCUCGCAAUGCUCCUGCAGCUGCUCCCUCCUUUCAACUAACCUAGCGGGCUCCUCUCCUCCUCCUCCUCCUCCUCCUCUCCGUCGUCUUCCGUUACCUGAUGGCUCACUGCGGCUCCUCCGAGCCGAGUGCGGAGGCCCAGGCACCGCGUCCCGACGGCAACAAGCCGCCACAGGGCAGCGUGGACCAGAGCAUGAAGCCGGUGCUGUUCGAGAUCUUCGGUGAGAUCUGGACCGUCCAGUCACGGCUCGGACAGGGAGUCUCGGCCUCGGUGUACCGGGUCAGCUCGGGCAGAGCCACCGCCACCGCCGCGGUCAAGGAGUUUCAGGCCGACACGCAGGGAGGAGAUUACGGGUAUCACAAGGAGAGGUCCGUGCUGGAGGACAUCCAGGGACAUAAAAACAUCGUGACGCUGUACGGGGUGUUCACCAACCACAGCUGCAUGGGUGUUGCCACCCGCUGCCUUCUGUUGGAGCUCUUGGAUGUCAGCGUGUCUGAUCUGUUGGUGAGAAGCAGCAUUGGUACCCAGGGUGCCAGACCCCAGCAGGGCCACUCCAUGUGGCUUGUCCAGCACUGUGCCAGAGACCUCCUGGAGGCUCUCGCCUUCCUCCACAGGGAAGGCUACGUCCACGCCGACCUCAAGCCACGCAACAUUCUCUGGAGUGCUGACGACGAGUGCUUCAAGCUCAUCGACUUCGGCCUCAGUUUCAAAGAGGGGAACCAGGAUGUCAAGUACAUCCAGACAGAUGGGUAUCGCGCUCCAGAGGCCGAGCUGCAGAACAGCCUCGCUCAGGCCGGCGUGGAGGUGGACUCGGGCUGCACGGCCGCCGUGGACAUGUAUAGCCUGGGCAUCGUCCUGCUGGAGAUGUUCUCAGGAAUCAAACUCAAAGACACCAUCCGCUCGCAGAAGUGGAAGGAUAACAGUGCCGCCAUUGUUGACCAUCUUUUUGCCAGUAACAGUGUGGUGUGCCCUGCCAUCCCUGUCUAUCACCUCAGAGACCUUAUCAAAAGCAUGCUUCUCAAUGACCCAAAGCAGAGAUGCACCGCUGAAACCGCCCUGCUGAACCCAUUCUUCAGUAUUCCCUUUGCUCCUCACAUUGAGGACCUGGUUCUGCUGCCCACUCCUGUCCUGCGUCUGCUUAACCUGAUUGAUGACAGCCAUUUGCACAACGAGGAAGAGUAUGAAGACAUCCUGGAAGACAUGAAAGAGGAGUGCCAGAAGUAUGGCUCAGUGGUUUCUCUGCUCAUCCCCAAGGAGAACCCGGGGAAAGGACAGGUGUUUGUAGAGUAUGCCAACUCCAGCGACUCCAAAGAGGCACAGAGGCUGCUGACGGGCCGCACCUUUGACGGGAAGUUUGUCGUGGCCACCUUCUACCCUCUCAGCGCCUACAAGAGGGGGUACUUGUACCAGACUGUGCAGUGAAGUCCUCAAGCUCAAUUUACACCUCUGCCCUUGUUUGCAUGAAAGAACACAACCGUAUAGCCCACCACGGGGUCCAUCGUCUUCUCCCUUUGGGGUUAAUGGUUCUGCAUGUCAUUCAUGUAGAACUCAACCGUCAUUUCUGCUGCCUCCAGUCUGCACUACUCUUAACGGAGCCAGAGGUCUGCGGUCUGGGCACAGCAGCUCCUGUUCUAGAUACAUUUAACGCUCAUUCAUUCAAAGAAAUGACCACCCUGAAAGAAUGAAUAAUGAAUGAAUGACAAUAAUAAGGACGAGUGAAAGCCUUUAUCAAAUGAAGCCUCUAUCGAAAGAUUGUGAGCGAGACGUGUGUAUGUGAUUAGAGACAUGUAGCAGGAGGACCCCAGCGAGUUCUGUGUUUGGACUGCAACAUUGAAAGGGCACAGGAACAAUUACAUGUGUUUGAGUACGUGCUGGAAAUGAUCAGAUACUAAUUGUCCAGCAUUUACACACUUUAAUUUAACCUUGCAGUCGCAGUGGGUAGUUGGUGUAUAGUAUUCAGAGUUCCAUAGAGCUACAGUAGCAGUGUACAUGAAAGGAGUAGUUUUAAGCCACCUUAACAUUUGUGGCGUCAUUAUAAUAUAGUCUGUAGAAAAUUGGGACACUCCUGGUGGAGGUUGGUGCAGUUUACACGUUGCUUUCUUCAAAUCCUACACAUAGCGACUGUAGCUCUAUGCAUGUUCCCCAAAAUGCUGGACAUAGUAUCGUUUCGUACUUCUGUCAGUUUACGAAAAAUGUAACCAUAUGCACGACAGAGUAUGGUUAUAUAAUGUUACCUUGUAUUAUUACAUCAGGUCAACAGAACAGCACUAUUUGUUGCAGUGGAAAGUUGAACCAGAAACCAGAAGGUUUCGUUCUCUUGGUUCCAUCUUUUGAUACUAGUCAAUAUCUAAUAUCUAUAUCUAGUACCCAUGAAGCCCACUGUGUCACACUGAAACCUCAGAUGAUUUAAUACAUUCAAGCUAGCUACCCAAGAUGCUGCUGUAACACCAGGUUGUGCUCCACCUGCAUGUCUCUAUUCCUCAAGUAGCCCACGAUGCAGACGCCUGAGAGCAGACGCCUGAGAGCAGACGCCUGAGAGCAGACAUAUUCAUCUCUGUAGGCGUGUUCAUGAAGCUUUUCCACUACAUUCUUGUCAAAGCCACACUAAGUGAUCUUUACUGAACAGACUGCAGUGUUUUUCUAAUGGCUGCAGAACGUGCUAAACUGUUGCUAGUAACAACUAAAUACAAAGAAAUGCUGUGCUACAUGUUAGCAUCAACUGCUUAGCAUUUUGCCGUACUGUUUACCAUUUAGCAAACAGGCAAAGUCAAUGUAACUGUCGCACUAUUGGAGAUGCGUCAUGACACUAAUAAUAAUAAUAAUAAUAAUAAUAAUAUUGAUUUAAAAAAAAAAAUGUAUUAGCACCUUUACAAACAGGGUUUACAAAGUGUUUUAACAGACACACGCAAAGCAAAAUGAAGACACAAGGUAAUUUAACAACAGAAGGCCAAACAGCGAGGCCAAAAACACGCAAGACAAAAACUCAAAUUUCAACAAACAAUAAGUUAUUUCUUCUCUAAAACGUCCACCGUCUUGCGUUCCAGUCGGGUGUGUUCAGAUUGUUUCAUGUUGCAGGGCACAAAUAAACAUAGAUCCCUGCUCUGUCUGGAGAGGUAAUGUGAUUUGAGUAUGUGGGAGAAACUUCCUGUUCCUAUAAAAUAUGAUAUUUAAAGCUUAAUGGUAUAUAAAUCUUCCUAUUUCUGAGACCUAUUUUUUUCUUAAAUAAUGUUUUUUUUGCGUCCCCUCACAGAAAAUAUAUUUAAUCAGAGUUGGGGGUAAAAAAAAAAAACAACAACAUAUUUUUCUACCACCAUUUUUGUGUAUGUGCCUGAAAUGUGAAUUCCAAAGUUUCCACAAGAGAGCGUCGCUGGCCUAAAAAAAACCUUGAUUCGAAACUCCAACCACUCGACUAGACUGCACUUAUGAAUCAGCGAUCUGUGGAACGCCAGUGAGAUGGUGACUUUGUGUGUGUGUGUGUGUGUGUGUGUGUGUGUGUACUUUACGUUAUCAAAUGAACAAGUAUGGACCUUAAACUCUGCAGAGUGCAGUGAGGAGGAUUCGGGCAGUUGUUGGUGUUACUGCGUGAGUUUAGACUUUAAUAAUUAGAGGAGCUGUGAUGGUGAGUUUGUGUUAAACUGAUCUCAGGCCUGCCUGGUUUCUGGGGUUCUCUCACCACUCGUUACUGAAAGCUUAAAUCCCUUUUGGAGAGAAAACCACGACGGCUAAUAACGCGUAAAAGCACAGCUGUUUAUCUUAUGCAACAGACUUUAUUGACAUGAAUCCACUAUUUGUAGCCACACUGCCGUCGUUAAAUAAUGCACUGCUGCAGGAUCAGUUCAUAACUGGCUCAGUCACCUCUUGUGUCACAUACUGUAGCUCGUUAAGCAUUCAUUAGUAUAAGAAAUAGCUUCUGCAAAUGACUUCCUUUAUUUCAUUCAAAUAUAUAUUGUGGCGACCCGCCGACCUCAAAGAUACAAUAUGAAGUUGUUUGCUGCAUGCCGAUCCUGUUUGGGGCACGGGAGCACAUUUUAGUAAUUUAGUCCUGAAGCUCCAGCAUAUGAAAAAGCAGCUGUUUUUGUGUUUGUUAUCAAUGCUUAUCUUUUUGUGUGUGUGAUUUGAAUGGUUGUGGAAUUUGUCUCUUUUUAGCAAAUGAUAUCACACUGAAAGGAGUUCUUCACUCGUGGUGUGUGUGUGUUUUCGUUCCAGAUGAAGUGUGUGCGAUGCAGGUGUUCUCCCUACUAAUGUGAUAUUAUUGGACUAACACUGUGUGCACUUAGUUAAACUCACUCUUACACUCAACCAUGAAGGGACGUCAACACACUCAGGUCGGACCUGAUUUCAACAUUUAAAUGGAGCAGCUUUGUGAGAUUAUCAGACAUGUUUUCUACCCAUUGAGGACAAAAUGCAAGCUAAUGCUCAAUUAAUCAGUUAUUUUGUAUUAAUUACUAGAAUAAAUAGUUGAAUAGUUGGGCUCUGGUUAUCACAUUUUCCCAGAGCCCAAAGUGACGUCUUGAAACGUACUGAUCUAAAACAGUGGGGUAGGGGAACUGGAGACUUCAAAAGGAUGCAGACUGAGGCGUAAGGCCUUCUCUGAAUCAUAACUCAAAUCUUGACAUCCAACAAAUAAAGCCCAUCACAAAUAAACGUCCCUAAAUGCACUUAGAAAUCAUAGAAAAGAGACGCAACUACAGAACCUUGACAAGAAUGGUCAUGUUUUAAAGUUUGCUUCAGUCGUUUGUAAUUCUGUUGGUACAUCGCAAACAGGAACCGCAGAGAGCUCGCUCAAAACGUCACUUCCUGUUUGAGCAUGAUUAUCAUGAGGGCGAGGGUCUGAUAUAAAACUAAAUUAUAUUAUCUUAUCAGUUAACUAAAUGUUGCAGCGCUAAUAAAGUUAUUCAAAUGCUCACCAAGAAAAAAAACACCAAUAUUGGCACAAGACUGUUUCCAUGAAUGUUAUUGUGAGCGAAUACGAUAUCCUAAAAAAAUUAAAAAAAAGAGUGUAGCUUCAAAUAUGUUGGUGCUCAAACUUCCUGGUUGGCGUUAAAUGUUGUUGACGUCACAGCCGAUUCAAAGAGGCGCUGCUGGGAGUCAACCGGCGACCAGAGGCCUCCGUCCUGGAAGGAUUCAGAGCGUACGGGCUUGCCGACACGGCGGCAAAACCCCAGUGCUAUGUUGGUGGUGGUGGUGGUGUUGUUGUUGUUGUUGUUGUCUUUCCCAUUGACGCUGCAUUACAGGAUGUCUCGUGGUGAAGUCUUACCUUUUCAGUCACUUCUAUUUGGGGCUCACCAAUGAGAAACUUUGACUGUGUUUAUCUUCCAUUUCCUGUCAUCUAAGAAGACUUCUUUUGUCUUCGCUGCUCAGAGUGGUUUCCUUGUGCACUGACAGAGAUUCAGGGUCUUUAAUUUCAUUGCACCGAGCUCUAGGCCAGACUUUGAUACACUCUCAGCGUGUGUGUGUGUGUGUGGGGAGUUGCGGUAUUAAGUUAUAGUUUUUGGAGGCAGUGUUUAUAAGUCCGUCUGAGGCCGAUAUGUAACAUUGUGUGUCAGUCUAUUUUGUUUUCCAUUAGUGUGUGUGUGUGUGUGUGUGUGUGUGUGUGUGUGUGUGUGUGUGUGUGUGUGUGUGUGUGUGUGUGUGUGUGUGUGUUAUAGCUGAAGCGCUGUAUGCCUUUUUGCUUGCAAUCUCAAUAUUGAAAUCACAAGGACAAAUGUGAGUGAGACAGUGCAUGUAUGCAAGAGUGUACCCAGCUAUUUAUACUGUGACGUCUAUGUUAUCCAUUCCUAUUAACGAAGCACACAUUAUUUAGUCUUUACAGCACAGAAUAUGAAACGAUAAAACAUGACGACAAUUAAUCAAACGCGCUUCCUUCCGCUCAACGGAGCGAGACAUCACUUUCCAACUCGCGGUUUCAUCAAGUCACAGAGACGACGCUUUCAACCGUUUGCCAAUAAGUACAAUCGCUCCACAGCUCGUCUUCUUUGAGCUCUUCUUAAUGUGAUGUUCUCUCAAUUUAAAGCGCCAUUCAUCGAUUUGAUUUUGCGGGCCGUUAAAGCAAAACAACAAAUAUACUUGAUGCGCUGUAGAAGUGAGAUAUGCAGUUAGGUAAUAAUUCUCUGUGGUUUUGGCUCAAAGAAUGACCUCUUCCACAUUACACAUUGUUCUUGGCCCAUUGUUAGUGUACAAAUAUGAAUUAGUACAGCUUUAAAUGUCGUUGAAUAACUCAGAAACAAUGUUUUAAACCCACAUCUGACCGCACUGCUAUUAGCUAACAGAAACCAAAAUGAUUCGAUGAGGAGGGACACAAUCUUUUUUGGGUUUGAGGUUGUUUUUUUUCUUUUUUUCUUUGCACCAGUUUGGUUGAGAGGCCGUUUUGACACUCGAGGAUGUUCCGGAGAACAGUGAUCCGUUUGAAGAAGUGUGAUGAUUGAUUCGGCCAAUUAAAUUCUCAUGAUUCUCCUCAAUAAAGCAUUAAAAUAUA